AUUAUAAUAUAGGUAGUGUUUAUUAAAUAUGAAAAAUUAACCACUUUUUACAGAUUUUUAAGGAUUUUCAGCUCAAUUUAUUUCUAUCCUAGAAAAAAAAUAAAAAGUUAAAUUAAUUCAGAUUAUGUUAUAUAGGUUGUAGAAUUAAAAAAUAUAUAUAUAUUAUUGUUUGUUUAGACAAAUAAAUGGCGUUUAUAUUAUUGUCUGGCAUAAUUGUAGAACAUUAAAAAGAUAAAAGCAUAAAAGUGUCGAUUAUUUAAGAUUAUAAUAGAAAAUAUGACGCGACGGCAGAUACGUCGUUUGCUGUACGGACUGCUGAUUUUAGCAUUAUUUGUCAUUGUUAUACACAGCGGCCGUACUGCAUAUUGGCUAGCAAAAGAUGAACAUUACUUAGAACGGCCAAACCUCCCUGCCGAGGACCAGCUAGAUUACAACGAACAACAGAAUCUACAAUAUUUGGAAUCCCCAAUUCAAUCUUUAACAUACAGUUCUUUAAUGAUGGAACCGAAUGAAAUUUCAAAAUCACAAUUACCAUGGUAUUUUAAAGAUGGCUUACUAAGACCAAGCAGAGCUAAAACACAUAUUAAGACUGGACAAAGAAUUACACAGGUAUGGCCUAAUGAACAAAAAACUGAUGACCGUAUUGAAAACCAACUAAUGUUUAUACCACCUAAUUAUCGAUACGACGAUGAACCAAUGAAAACAAUUUUAUUUUUCAAUGGUUUAAGUAAUUGGAUGGUAGAAGAUGGACAGAAUGAGUUUAUCUCGAAACAAUGUCCGGUUAAUAGAUGCACAAUUACUUCGAAAAAGUCAGAAGCUUCAAACGUGGACGCAAUUUUAUUUCGUGAUUAUUUUUCACAUCCCGGUCACAGAAAAACUAGUAAACAAGUAUGGAUUUUAUAUUUUCUCGAGUCACCAUACCAUACACAACUUAUCACUUACAACGAUGUGUUCAACUGGACAGCGACAUAUAGACACGAUAGUGACAUCGUCACGCCAUAUGAACGAUGGGCGUACUACGAUCCGUCAGUGACACAAGUUGAACGAUUAGAACGGAAUUACGCGUUUAGCAAAACAAAACAAGUGGCAUGGUUUGUAUCCAACUGUGAUGCCAAAAACGGCAGAUUAGAAUACGCUACAGAAUUGGCCAUAUAUAUAUCCGUAGAUGUGUAUGGUGACUGCGGACAAUUCAAUUGCCCUAGAUCAGAUAAAUGUUUUCAAAUGUUGGAACAAGAUUACAAGUUUUAUUUGGCUUUUGAGAAUUCAAAUUGUUUCGAUUACGUAACCGAAAAGUUUUUCGUCAAUGGCCUCCAACACGACGUUUUGCCGGUCGUGAUGGGCGGGCGCCGAGAGGACUACGAGCGGAUAGCACCUAAACGGUCGUAUGUGCACGUGGACGAUUACGAGUCACCCAAGCAAUUGGCCGAGUACCUGUGGCGGUUGGACGCCGACGACGACCUGUACAACGAGUACUUCCGGUGGAAGGGCACCGGCGAGUUUAUCGACACAAAGUUCUUCUGCCGGCUGUGCACCAUGCUGCACGACGACGGCGCGCCGGCCAAGCACUACCGGAACAUCAACGACUGGUGGAGCGGCCCGGGCGUCUGCAACAACGCCAUGCCGUGGCGGUGGUUCAUCGAGUCGUCCGCUGAUGCCGGCGAACCGCACUCGGCAGUCAACAGCGAUUAGCGUUUACCUAGGGCGGCAGCCUCAGCGCUCGACUACAUCACAGGUCGGCACAGUCGCCACCGCCACACGUGCGCAUGUCGAGCGCUUCGCGAAGACGGCGAAGGGGCCGCAGAAGAACUUUCGGGACGGGCCUCAGCCUGCACGUCGUCGUCCAUAGGACGACUCAUUGUUUCGACUCGGCUGUAUAUACGCGACGUUUGACUAGCGGCGUCGUGUCUAUUAAUUAUAUUAAUCAUUAUAUUUGUUGUAUAAUAAUUUGUAUUCGCCGAAACCGAUAUUGUCCACUGCCAACCCGACGCAAAAAUAAUAUGCGGACUGUAUAAGCCGAGUACUUUCGUUUUCGGUCUCCGCAUGUGGUGCAGCUGUCGUCAACUAAUAAAUAAAUAAGUCACCUAUAAGCGGUUGUGUGGGUCGAUCCGACUUGAUCCGAUUCGCGGCCGUCGACGGCGUCUCGAUCAAUCCACUACCCACUCCCCCAUCCAGUCACAUGACAUAAUAUAUUGUCGAAAACUGUGAAUUUUUUGUACAUAUAAUAUUAUUGAUUUCCCAGAGUGUACGACAAUGUUGUUGUCAAUAUACACAGACUUUUUCCCGAUUUACUGCACGUUCGUCGGUACACAAAUAUCACAUUCACAAUAAUUGAAAUGUUUAAAUGCCUAAUAAAUAUAAUAUUAUUCCAUAA
Rhopalosiphum padi (bird cherry-oat aphid) is the source of this 2371-nucleotide messenger RNA. RefSeq names its product glycoprotein 3-alpha-L-fucosyltransferase A-like. NCBI's taxonomy places the organism in Eukaryota, Metazoa, Arthropoda, Insecta, Hemiptera, Aphididae. The record is from RefSeq and is a predicted model, not a curated record. Bases 277 to 1689 code for a protein of 470 amino acids. Gene Ontology annotation, cellular component: membrane. Gene Ontology annotation, molecular function: alpha-(1->3)-fucosyltransferase activity. The transcript is spliced from 6 exons.